This is a messenger RNA of Limulus polyphemus (Atlantic horseshoe crab), 1174 nucleotides long. Its product is annotated as ras-related and estrogen-regulated growth inhibitor-like. NCBI's taxonomy places the organism in Eukaryota, Metazoa, Arthropoda, Merostomata, Xiphosura, Limulidae. The record is from RefSeq and is a predicted model, not a curated record. The transcript is spliced from 4 exons. Gene Ontology annotation, molecular function: GTP binding; GTPase activity. The coding region runs from base 213 to 866 and encodes 217 amino acids.
AAGAGUCAGUGACUCAAAUACCAGCUAUGCAUUCUCAUAGCUCAGUUGUUUCUAUAUUCUAAUACAGCUUAACACGCUAAAGAACAAAGUUUGUCUGUUGGUGCUAGCGUUUAGUGUUUAAUGUCGAACCCAUUCCAACUUAAAAUCGAUGUUCGCCCCAUCUAGUGCUGGACCGUAGAACAAUUUGAGUUAUCUACCCAGUCAGCCAGUGGAUGAAACCUGUCAUGACGAACUUGACAUCGGUGCGUGUCGUUGUUCUAGGAAGCAAGCAUGUAGGUAAAACUGCACUGAUAGUCCGUUUCCUCACACAACGUUACAUUGGUGAAUAUCGUUCCAAUAUAGACUGGUUGUACAAGCACAGUGUUACGUGUGAUGAUAGCGUAACUGAAGUCGAGAUUUUGGACAUUUCUCGCUGGUCGGACGACUUUCUUCCGACCGACGGAGUCCAAUGGGCUGAUGCCUGUGUUGUUAUUUACAGUAUCUGUGACAGAAAAAGUUUUGUUAAAGCUCAUGAUUAUCUUGAUGUAAUUUAUCGUACUAAGGCACCCCAUUACACUCCUGUUGUGUUGCUAGGUAACAAAAGAGAUCUAGAGCUCGGCCGACAGGUGUCGUUCGAGGAUGGAAGUGAACUUUCCACUCAGUACGGUUGUGACUUUGACGAAGUAUCCGCAGCAGAUAAUUAUGUCAGAGUUAACGAAGCCUUUUGCAGUCUUAUUCGUCAAGUAAGAACUUCUCAACUUCAACAGUCUCUUGUUAGACAAAGAAAGCGGAGCAUCAUGACAGUUACUAAGAUGUUAAGCGCCAUGUUUGGGAAGCACUCCAAUAAAAAUGUAAGAAAAAAUACGCAACCAUCUUGUUCACUGUAAGAAAAAAAACAUACAAGUCAUUGACUGCAUUGAAACUGUACACCGUUGAACAAUCACUACGUUUUUCAAAACGUAAAGUUUGUGUAAUUAUUCUGAAGAUAUUUUGUAUGAUAUUGUUUUGCACUAGGAAAAAACCAUUUGAUUCUAAGAUAACUUUGCUUUCGCUUAGAAUCUAAUUGGUUCGAUGAAUUAUGUGGUAUGUGUUCAAGUUAGGGCAACUUUGAGAGCGUUUCAUGAACACCAAGUUAUAUUCAAAAAUUUCGAGAACACAAUGUUUUUAUUUAUUGUUCUUGUUAUUUACAUACCUC